Messenger RNA from Oryctolagus cuniculus (rabbit), 2105 nucleotides. The record is from RefSeq and is a predicted model, not a curated record. Lineage: Eukaryota; Metazoa; Chordata; Mammalia; Lagomorpha; Leporidae.
CGUUUCUGGAAGAUUUCAUGAAUCAUCACAGCGAGAUGUGUACUGGUUCCCCCUGCUUUGCUCAGAAUGUGACCUUAGGCUCAGCUCUGCUCUCAGAGGACAGUUUGGCUGCCAGAUGAUUGCAACCUCAACCUCAUGCAUUUCAUGCACAUGUUGGGUUAUGAGGUUGAAGCCAUACACAGGAGUUGAACUAAGGGGGAACAGCAUUACCGAGAGUAGGAAGUUUCAAGCACUUGCUUUUGUUAUCAGGGAUCACGCGAUUCCUUCUGGCACCUUUGUGAGAACGGGAAAAGGGUACCUCCUUUGGAGAGAUGGGGCCCCACAGAUGGGCCACGAGGUAGGGGAGAAGUCCUAGAUGGACAAAAGGAGGGAGGCCACAUGCUAGGAGCAACUUGGUAAGUGGUGGCCAGGAGGGACUUCUGCUCCCCUCUGUCCCUGCUGCCAGGUGCUCAGUGCAGGGUACAACCUACAUAAUCGUACUCAUUGGGCCCAUUAUCAGGUUGUUUUCAUGAACGCUAAAGAGUCAUUAUUGUUUUUCUUUUUGCCACUUACUUUUAGCCUCCUGACCUAAGCAAUGCAGAACCUACCAGGAAACUUCCUCAGGGAGUCGUUUAUGGUGUGGUGCGAAGAUCCGAUCCAAAUCAGCAGAAGGAAAUGGUGGUGUACGGCUGGUCCACCAAUCAGCUGAAAGAAGAGAUGAACUACAUCAAGGAUGUGAGAGCCACUUUGGAAAAAGUAAGGAAGCGGAUGUAUGGAGACUAUGAUGAAAUGCGACAGAAGAUCCGACAGCUCACGCGGGAACUCUCAGUUUCCCAAGCUCAGCAGGACUACCUAGAGAAUCACAUCCAAGCCCAGUCAUCAGCUCUGGAUAGUUUUAAUGCCAUGAACUCAGCCUUGGCUUCGGACUCCAUUGGUCUGCAGGUAUUUAUCAGCUCAUUCUGUUAUAGAGCAGCCAAGCUUAGUUAUGAGUAGGCCCUGUUCCUCUGGAGAGAAGUAAGUCACAGAAUAUCCUCAGCUCAUUAUUCAGAGUCCUUUUAGCAUAGCCAUGGUAGAGACCAUGAAGGAAGUUGGAGGAAGAAUUCUCAAGCUGCGACUACACCUUUGUUUAUGUUUAUUAAAUGGGGGCUCAGGUCCUGAGUUCAGUGCUGGAGAUGUCACUUGUUCCACCAGCUUUAUGAGGAAUCCUAAGUGCCAAGCCUCAAACAGCACACUGCGGCCCCUUUUCCCUGUAGCUCAAGUAUUACAGGAAAGCCCCCAACACACACACACACACACACACACACACACAAGACAGACUUAACCCAAGGCAGUCUACACUCAUUCAUAGCAAGCAUGUCCCAAAGGCUUGCAGCAUGUGCUUUCUUAAAGUAGAAAGGAGUUUGCAUGAGAAAGAAUCUGAUGUGUUCCAAAGAAUGUCUGGUAGUAGCAGAGAGCAAAGCAGAAAGACCCGCGAUCCUCCUUUUGUGAAAAUGUGUGUCGUCAGACAGUGCGAGAGAAUGUUCUCGUGAUGAAUUUGAUUCUUGGAACUAACCUUUCACAUGCUUUCCAUUCUUGUCCUUUCCUACUGCACAUGCAAAUAAACUUGAAAAUGUUCAAAACAAAGCAUUAUGUUCCCUGGAAAUGUUUCCCUUGGCUUUUGUGUCUAAAUAUAGAAACAAUAGUUUUUGCCUCUCCUCCAACUUCAUUUGCUGUUUUAACACUCCUCUUAAAAGUUCCACAAACAAUUUCAAAUUCUUUCUGGUCCUAUAUAAAUAAUUUACGGGAUAAACAAACACAUUUUCACGUUGGGAUUCUCCAUAUCCCCUAGAAGCUCGCGUUCUCUGACAGCAGCAGAUACAGCAUUGGUAGCAACAACAAAGCUCAGCUACUGUCCAACAGUGGGCCUGGGUGGGGCCCGUGUUUGGGUUUGUCUGGGAUGCCCAUUUCAGGGGGCGCCUCUGAGCCCCACUGUUUCCUGGCUGUCUUUUGUGUGUGCCAGUUUUCCCCUGGCCUCAGGCCAAGCCCCACUUUGGGUCUGGCAAAUUCAGUAGCCUUUGUUUUCCCUUCCUCCUGCCAGCAAGGGGACUUGCCAGGGCUCCCUCUCCUUCCCUUCAGUAUCUUCUCUC